CCAGCGGACAGACAAAGAGGUCAAAGGUUGAAGGUGGAAGGGCGGAGCUUCAGAGGGUUUGAUGCGGAGUUAAAAAAAAUGGCGGACAAAGAGAAGAAGAAGAAAGAGAGCAUUUUCGACCUGUCCAAGUACAUUGACAAGACCAUCCGAGUGAAAUUUCAGGGCGGUCGGGAAGCCAGUGGAGUCCUCAAAGGGUUCGACCCUCUGCUCAACCUGGUGCUGGAUGGUACUAUAGAGUACCUGAGAGACCCUGAUGAUCAGUACAAGCUAACGGAGGACACCCGGCAGCUGGGUUUGGUGGUUUGCCGCGGGACGUCGGUGGUUCUCAUUUGUCCGCAGGAUGGCAUGGAAUCCAUUCCGAACCCGUUCAUCCAGCAGCAGGAUGGCUAGCGGUCUUCUCCUGCCCUUCCUUCAUCAUGCCUCCCUCCCUCCUUCCGCUCUUCCACCUGUAGUGGCUCACAUCUCAUCGCACCUCUGUGUGACUGACGCAUCUCAUCGGUUCCUCGUAGAAGGCUUUGUUUCCUCUUAAGUUUCCAGUUGGUAUUUUUCUGAGCUGAAGUCACCACUUGAAGUGCACAAAAGUGAAAAUGUGUCGUGCUGCACUUAAGGAAUGGAGAGGAACACUGUAUGUACAAAGUGGCUUAAACUUUUUUUUUUAAACACUUUGCCACAGAUUGUUUAGUUUGUGCUGUCAUUUAAGUUGUGUCUUAUAUCAGGAGAGAUUUGAGUUUUGUUACUUGUCUGAAGUCACCUGAAGAAUGUGCCCUUUGUGUUAUGAAACUUAAUUUUAUAAAAAUCAAAUUGAACUAUUUCUGUCAUUUCAUUGUUUCAGUAUAUAAAUCGCAUAAUGCAGCCGAGAUUGUGAAUGCAAGUUAAGGCAAAUUAAAUGCACUUCUCAGUUUUGUCUAGAAGGAUGCCUCCAGAACGAAUUGAAAACAGUUCAUACAUAGCAAAGAUGUGGUGGUACCGGGCUCUUUUUAAAUGUU
Scleropages formosus (Asian bonytongue) is the source of this 986-nucleotide messenger RNA. RefSeq names its product LSM7 homolog, U6 small nuclear RNA and mRNA degradation associated (gene lsm7). Gene Ontology annotation, cellular component: spliceosomal tri-snRNP complex; U6 snRNP; U2-type prespliceosome. Gene Ontology annotation, biological process: nuclear-transcribed mRNA catabolic process; mRNA splicing, via spliceosome. NCBI's taxonomy places the organism in Eukaryota, Metazoa, Chordata, Actinopteri, Osteoglossiformes, Osteoglossidae. The record is from RefSeq and is a predicted model, not a curated record. Bases 79 to 390 code for a protein of 103 amino acids. The transcript is spliced from 4 exons. Gene Ontology annotation, molecular function: RNA binding.